AUGGACGCCCUAAAUAGCAGAGAGCAACAAGAGUUUCAAAAAGUCGUGGAACAGAAGCAAAUGAAGGAUUUCAUGCGUCUGUACUCGAACCUGGUCGAAAGAUGCUUUACAGACUGUGUCAACGACUUCACGUCUGCCAAACUCACCAACAAGGAGCAGAGCUGCAUUUUGAAGUGUUCUGAAAAGUUUCUAAAGCACAGCGAGCGUGUGGGACAGCGUUUCCAAGAACAGAACGCUGCGUUGAGCCAGAACAUGGGUCGUUAA
Lachancea meyersii CBS 8951 is the source of this 264-nucleotide messenger RNA. NCBI's taxonomy places the organism in Eukaryota, Fungi, Ascomycota, Saccharomycetes, Saccharomycetales, Saccharomycetaceae. The record is from the annotation of a GenBank genome assembly.